AUGUUCUUUCACCGACGACUACAGUCCUCAACCACCUCCACUCUGCCAUCGACGAGGACGUCGUCGACAUGGUUCUCGCCAGCAACCAGACCACGCGAGUUGUGGCUCGCCAUCGACGAUCUCUUCUCUGCCAACAAGGCGAGCAAGGCGAUGUACCUCGACCACGACUUCCGCCAACUCGCACAGGGCUCCUCCUCGAUCACCGAGUACUGCCGUAGUCAGAAGAACCUCUCCGACGCACUCGCCAAUAACGAGUCUCAUGUCACAGCCCGCGCCCUCGUCCUCAACACCUUGCGUGGGCUCUCCCCUCCGUUCGCCUCUGGUGCCACCGUCAUCUCCAUGACCGACCUGAUGCCUUCCUUCUUCCGCACACGGAGCAUGCUCCUCAUGGAAGAGAUUCAGCAGGUGAACGCUGCUGCCACCGCCGCAUCCACCGCCCUCGUUACCCAGACGUGCCCUGCUGCUCCGCCCUGCACUGGCAGCUCCUGCUAUGGUGACUCCACCAACUCCAGCUGCCCUCGCAAGCAGAAGACCAAGCAGGGUGGCCGACCGGGCACCACUCUGUCCCUGGCUUCAACAAGCUAG
Molecule: messenger RNA, 585 nt
Organism: Lolium perenne
Lineage: Eukaryota; Viridiplantae; Streptophyta; Magnoliopsida; Poales; Poaceae
Source: RefSeq, a predicted model, not a curated record